Messenger RNA from Rangifer tarandus platyrhynchus (Svalbard reindeer), 348 nucleotides. The record is from the annotation of a GenBank genome assembly. NCBI's taxonomy places the organism in Eukaryota, Metazoa, Chordata, Mammalia, Artiodactyla, Cervidae.
AUGUGUCGAUCUCGCUUGAUUUUCACCCUUCAGACUGAAGGGCUGUCAAGAGAGCUGGCGGCAGAACAAGGUGAAACUGUCUUUAAAAACGACCAAAAAAAAUCUACCAAGAACGAACAACGACAAACAAUACAGCGCGUGGCUCGUAUCAACCGCGCAGUGUCUGACAAUGUGAUGUGUGACAACCGACGUGAACGUCCAGAGAAUUGCUCCCUCACUUACUCAGUGCGGAAGACCUCCCGAGAGAGAACGCUAGAAAUGCCAGCAGGAGACACUCAAAGAUAUGGAAACAGUGCUCUUAGAUGUGUUAGGAAGGCAGUUCCCCGCCACUUGCCUAAACUUAUCUGA